CGUUGCGCGUGAUUCGCGCGGCGCCCUCGCUCGAUACCCGCUGCGGCAAAACCAUCUGGUUCCUCUCGGUACAUAACGUCCGAUUGUCCGGUGGUGGGAGCAGCCUCUGUUUUAUUUCUGUCUCGGUGUCCCUCUGCACCGGGACCAGACGGAUACGUGAGUGUAGUUUCCGCGGCGUUCUCCAACCGUGUGUCUGUCCCCGUUGCCGGCCAGUUCUUCCUUGUACGGCGUUUCAAUCUGUUUCCCGGCGAUGGAGGACAGCUACACGGUGCACAGGCGUCGCAAGGCUGCGGCCAGGAGGCGCGAAAAGACGCCGGAACCGUCCGCGAGGAACCAGCUAGUGGAGACAUCGGAGGAUGAAGAAGGGUCUAUGCGAGCAAGAAUGGAACAGAUGGCUGCCGAUGCCGAGAAAACGGAAUUAGAAGAAAGGGAAAAGAGAACGAAAUCAGAAGAGCCGCAACUUAAAGUGGAAGAAAAGAAGAAAAAGAGCCCGGCGAGAUUCGAAGAAAAGAAGAGUUCUCCGUUAAAAGAGACGCAAGCACGUGAGAAUGACGUUGAAGGUGAGACCACAGCACUGUCGGUAAAAACGGAGGUGGUAUACAAAACGGAUAACGGAAGUCCGGUGAAAGAAGUGACUAAGAGUGAUGAGAAACAUCAAGAUGCUCCUAAGUCAAAGGAAGUCGAUGUCGAUCAACCACGGGUGGAACCGCGGAAGGUUGAGAGGCGAUUGAAGAAGAAAUCGAGGGAACGGGCGGAAAGGCAUCAUUCUACUGAUUCCAGUGAUACGGAGGAAAUGGACAAACGUCCUAGGAGGACCAAAUCACCGGAAGUGAGCAAGCCUAGAACAAAGAAGAGUUCAACAAAGAAAAUUACCGAUCCUGACGCGACGAAAGAGGUCGUCGAAAAACCGCCGCGAGAAAAGAAGUCAACUAAACAGAAACUGGAGGUAACAGACAAUCAAACGAGACCAGAAGGACACUCCAAAACGUAUAGUCCAAUCGAUGAUACCGACGAGGAGCAGAAAAUGAAGAAGAGCGAGUCUUUCCCCAGGCAAAUUACUCAAGAAAUUACGAGAAGAUACUCUACGGAUGUAAAGAAACAAAUUAUACCCCUGAGCAAUGACAGUCUUAUACAGGACUUCGCCAAGGCGCAAAGAGAAUACCUGAAAAGGGAGCAGAGCAUCCUCGACCCUGAUACGCCAGAUGUGUUCAAAGACGCAGAAGAUGAGACCGUAUUGAGAAGACGAAAAUUCAGCACUAUUCUCACACAGAGCGAACAAGAGGCCGUCGAGGAGUCUAUCGAGAAGUUAAAAGAAUAUGAGACGAAGAAAUCCUGGUUCUCCUGGUUGCCGUUCUUUCGUAAGAGGAAAGAGGACAAGUUAGAAGAACAGAGUCAGGAACCAAGUAAAAUUGACGAUUUCACGAAAUCGGAAGUUACGUUCAAGGAAAUGGACGACCAGAAGAAAGUCACUUUCAUCGACUUCUUACGAGCGAUGAGAGAUGUUAUCGCUGAGUUUAAAGCGUUCGUCGCACAGAAUCCGAAGGAGGCGGAAAUCGUGAGAGGAUUAAGGAACCGUUGCAUGUCAGAAUUGAUGUUAGUCAUAAUCUAUUGCGGCCUUGGCGCGUUCGUCUUCCGAUUCACCGAGGGAGCGUUCGAAUCGUUUUACAAGUGCGGUGUCAAGCGAGUAAAACGUGAUUUUCUCGAUAAUUUGUGGAACUACAGUCACAAUUUGAAGGAGGAGGACUGGAAAAGCAUGGCUCGUCGAAAGUUGAUGGAAUUCGAAGAGCAACUGCACACGGCUCAUGAAGCAGGAGUGCAUACGUAUAGCGGGCAGAGAAGUUGGACCUUCUUGAACGCGGUUGUUUACUGUCUGACCGUUAUAACUACCAUCGGAUACGGCCACAUUUCACCGAGCACCAACACCGGAAGGGCGAUCACAAUAGUUUACGCUAUCUUCGGAAUACCGAUGUUUCUGAUAAUACUCGCCGAUUUUGGUAAAUUAUUCACGCGCGGUAUCAAGUUCCUCUGGGCGUUCGUGAGGAGGGUCUAUUAUACCGGAAGUUGCCGGAAAGUCCGCGGAACUGUACCUGUUCAGGAAGUGAUGAAAGGCGUGCAACUGGUUUACGAUCUGGCAACGUUCAAGAGGCCCUCACAGAUAAACCCAGAGGAUAUCGAAGAGAUGCAAAAGCAGGCCCAGCAAUCGCAAACGGUGUUGAAUUUAGAUGGUAACGUACCCGACACACCAGUGACGCCGGCUAUGUCUGCGUUUGCCAUCGACGACGAAUUCAAUCUGCCGAUUUCGGUGGCGAUUUUCAUUCUACUCGGUUACAUCUUCGUUGGAGCCACGCUGUUCUGCUUAUCGGAAGGCUGGGGUUUCUUCGAGAGCUUCUACUUCGUCUUCAUAUCCAUGAGCACAAUUGGCUUCGGUGAUUACGUGCCAAAGAUGCACCCCAUAUACAUGAUGUGUUCGAUAAUAUACCUGGUGUUUGGCCUGGCUCUGACGUCCAUGUGCAUCAACGUCGUGCAGGUGAUGCUAUCAGACUCGUUCAGGCAGGCGAGUCAAAAAAUCGGAGCAACGAUCGGUUUCGUCAUCGCGGAUGAAGAUCGAUCGGUAAAUCCAGCGGUUCCACCAGCCGUGGAGGUGGCUGACGUCCACAUCGCUGUUAAAGAAUCUGGCAGCAACGAGAAGAUCGCGCCCAAGGCCAAGCAAGAAGAUGUCGACUUGCACACACCGUAAACGAAAAGAAAGAUAAACAAAAAUAGCUGAAUUACUCAAUCGAUCGCUGCGUUCGCACAACGAGCACAAACGACACACGCGUUUAACGAUAAGCCUUAACUCGUCCGCUCGCUUAAUGGACAAUGGGUCAGUGAGGAAUCAAGAUCGUGGAAAUGAAAUCGAAAAGAUGAUGCAAACCAAUUUGGAAUCGGUGUUUCAGUUUCUACAACAAAAUUGUUUUAUGAUUCGAGCUCCUCAUGGGACACGUAUGGGAAUUCAAACAUUAUGGUCCAAAAAGCUGGCUGAACGAAAAACCACACUCGAUAACGAUUUCCUUGGUAUAUGGUAUGAAACCAACUUUGGAGCGCCUUAUGGAAGCGGAAGUUCCGUUGACAAUGAGCAGUGAUAAGGAGAGUUUAUAUAAAUGAAUCUUGGUAAACAAUAUUGUUUAAAUUGAAAAGAAAAUGCGAAGAAUUGUCUAUUUUUCUGUGAUUAAAUAUUGUACGAUCGAGUUAGUACUCUUCGAUUUCUUUUAGCUUUGAAACUCUGUCUACCUUUUCAAUUUUUACCUAACACGAAAUAUAUAUUUGAUAAUGAAGAAUUCUUUUCAUUUUCGCUUAUAUACGAUCUCAAAUUUUCGGUUUCCGAUCAAAAUUCGAGACUUGCAUCAAGCGUGCGUUAUUUCAUUAAGAUCAGUUUUAUCGAACGAUCUCGACACGAAUAUUAAUGGUCAUAACGUCUUAUUAGAAAGAAGUUUUAUCAUACGAAACGAUGAGCAAGCGGAAUAUAAAAAAGAGAUCUAUAAUUCUUUUCAGAGAAAGAGAGUUCGAUAAUAAAGAUGAAAGUACGACUAGUAGAUGUUUUUGCCAAACUGUUCGAGGCUCAGAUACGAUAAUUAUGCGAAUCAUAAUGAUACAAGGCAGGCAGUUCAUUAUUUCACGUUGAUUUAUUUCACGUCGCCUAUAGUGUCUACUGACAAUAAACGCAACCUCGUAGUAUUUGCAGAUUAUCAUAUCGCUAUUUUUUUUCCAACUUGUUUUUAUAUCAACUACCGUGAACUACUUUUGAAGAACGAUUGUACGAGUACAGUAGUUAAUUUCUGGUCUGUGCAUUUCGUUCCGAUGUCUUGACCGUAAAACAUGCGCGGUUUCGUCACUUGAACAGCCCUCUGAUUACAUUCACGAUAUUUUGUAUGUGUACAUAUAUUUUUACAUAAGAAUAUGCAAAAACGUAUUAUAAUCAAUGAAAAUAUAUUCCCGCUGAAAAAAUUAUCUUGCAAAUAAAAGAAAUUCUCUUUGCCUACUUUCUAUUGCAGCGAACGCUUUUGCAAACAAUGGAAAGUAAAUACUGAAUGUAGUGAUUGAACCGGAGGGUGAACGAAAAUUUUUGUCACGGUAAGGGAAGGAAAACUUGUGCCUUUUUAAGAAUGAAUAAUUGUGUCAGCUAUUUAAAUUUUAUCAGAUAUAACAAGAAUUUCUGUAACAUGGUUAAAUCAUAGUAACAGAGAAAAGUGAAACAUAUGAUAUUUACUGGUUGCUAUUUAAGCAGCAAAAAUAUAUUUCUUUUUUUCUAGAAUUUAAAUGAAAGACAAACGACCGUUUGCUUAGUGUCCAUACAGUGUCUUUGCAACUUUAUUAUGUGUUACAAAUUCACGUAAAACAAAAAGCGUAACGAGUACUUGUUACUAUUGAUACAAUCGAAAUAAUGACAUUUAAUUACUUGCAAAUAAAUGUUUAAAAUAU
Messenger RNA from Ceratina calcarata, 4458 nucleotides. RefSeq lists its product as uncharacterized. Gene Ontology annotation, cellular component: plasma membrane. Gene Ontology annotation, molecular function: potassium ion leak channel activity; outward rectifier potassium channel activity. Lineage: Eukaryota; Metazoa; Arthropoda; Insecta; Hymenoptera; Apidae. The transcript has 6 exons. Bases 251 to 2737 code for a protein of 828 amino acids. Gene Ontology annotation, biological process: potassium ion transmembrane transport; stabilization of membrane potential. The record is from RefSeq and is a predicted model, not a curated record.